This is a messenger RNA of Sparassis crispa, 1677 nucleotides long. RefSeq names its product ENTH domain-containing protein. Gene Ontology annotation, molecular function: clathrin binding; phospholipid binding. The record is from RefSeq and is a predicted model, not a curated record. Bases 1 to 1677 code for a protein of 558 amino acids. The transcript is spliced from 9 exons. Gene Ontology annotation, biological process: endocytosis; Golgi to endosome transport. NCBI's taxonomy places the organism in Eukaryota, Fungi, Basidiomycota, Agaricomycetes, Polyporales, Sparassidaceae. Gene Ontology annotation, cellular component: plasma membrane; endosome; clathrin vesicle coat.
AUGGAUCGUCUGGAGUCCCUCACGAAUACGCUCUCGCAGAUUACGAUGUAUGACAUCAAGAGCAUGUACAAUCAGGCGAAGAAUGUUGUCUUCAACGUUAGCGAGAUGGAAGCGAAAGUUAGGGAAGCCACCAAUGAUGAUCCUUGGGGUGCAAGCUCCACGUUGAUGCAAGACAUUGCUCAAGGGACCUACAAUUUUCAAAACUUCAACGAGGUUAUGCCAGCUAUCUACGCACGGUUCAUGGAGAAGGAGGCGAAGCAAUGGCGGCAGAUCUACAAGGCACUUCAACUGCUCGAGUAUCUCGUGAAGAAUGGUAGUGAGCGGGUAGUUGACGAUGCCCGUUCACACGUAGCUACUAUCAAAAUGCUCCGGAACUUCUAUUAUAUCGACGAUAAGGGUAAAGAUCAGGGUCUAAAUGUCCGGAAUAGGUCGCGCGAACUGGUGGAUCUACUGAGUGAUGUCGAAAAGAUUCGAACUGAAAGACGAAAAGCCAAGGCGAACAAACACAAAUACAUCGGGUCAGGAAAUGAUGCGAUGAGCUUUAGUUCAGGUGGAAGUCGCUAUGGUGGUUUUGGCAGCGAUAGUGUAGGCUAUGGAGGAGGUGGGAGCUACGGCGGUGACGGGGACUACAGUACCCGAGAUUAUGGGGAUAGCUAUUCUGGUUCAGGCAGCGGGAAUGGUGGCUUUAGGGAUAACAACACAAGAAGAUUCCAGGAAUAUGAUGCCGGAGAUGACGAGAUUCCACCGAGAAGGUCGAACUCACUUUCACGGUCAUCUACAGCCUCCGCCGCGAGUCCACGACGCGCUUCUACACUCCCUACUCCUACUGCGACUUCGCCCGCAGUGCCCAAAGUAUUUGCGCCUGCGCAGAACAUUGAUUUGCUCGGAAUGGACGAUGAUGCCUUUGGUGCCCCAGCUAGCAACCCCGGAAUGGCCACGAACAAAGCAUUACCUACUGUGACCCAUGCAGCGGGGGAGGGUGACGACGAAUUUAACGAUUUUCAGACUGCCCCCCCUUCUGCGAGUGUUAGCAACAGCAACAAUCUUUCUUUCGUCGCGAGUUCAGGCCCAUCGCAAGCGCCGAAGCCUUUCACUCCUGCCAUUCAGCAGCAUGCGCGAACGUUGUCCAUGGGUUCUCCGAUGCAGCCGUCGAUGAAUGUCAUGACGUCUAUGAGUGCCAUGCAGCCCAUGAAUACCAUGCAGCGUAUGACCUCGCCGAUUCAGCCGGUGAAUAUGUUCGGAAACAGCGGAUACAACACUUCGUCCGCUCCAGCCUCUGCUGCCCGAACACCCUACAUGUCACCUACCGCGGCGCCUCUGCAGAACCCCAUGUCCCCAGCACAGCGCGCCAUGACACCUACCCAAGCUGUCCGGGCGUCGGCGACUUCACCGUCCAUCGGUGGGACGACGAAGCCAGCUGCUAGCGCCAACUUCGACGACCUGUGGACUAUGUCGCUGGGCUCAAAAGCAACCACCAGCAAUCCCGCGGCAAGUCCUACUGCUCCGAAGUCGAUCAAGGACUUGGAGAAAGAGAAAGCACAGACAGGUAUUUGGGGAGCUGGGCAGAGUAGGCCGCCAAUGGGUGCUGGCUUCGGCUCGUUCAGCAGUGCUGGCGCUCCUGCUCCUGCUGCAGCCUCUUCCUCGCAGGGUGGAGGUCUGGACGAUCUGUUGUUCUGA